Penicillium samsonianum is the source of this 2148-nucleotide messenger RNA. RefSeq lists its product as uncharacterized. Gene Ontology annotation, molecular function: zinc ion binding; DNA-binding transcription factor activity, RNA polymerase II-specific; DNA binding. Gene Ontology annotation, biological process: DNA-templated transcription; regulation of DNA-templated transcription. The transcript is spliced from 4 exons. The record is from RefSeq and is a predicted model, not a curated record. NCBI's taxonomy places the organism in Eukaryota, Fungi, Ascomycota, Eurotiomycetes, Eurotiales, Aspergillaceae. The coding region runs from base 1 to 2148 and encodes 715 amino acids.
AUGGCAACGCCCAUCUCUGCAUCCGAACAGACAGGCACCGCCAAGGCCCGGCGCGUGCUGGCGUGCGUGCUGUGUCAGCAACGCAAGGUCAAGUGUGAUCGUACAUUCCCUUGCGUCAAUUGUGUACGUGCCGGCGAGCAGUGCGAGCAAGCAACCCGCCAGCGACGCCGGAGGUUUCCCGAGAGGGAACUGCUGGCGCGCCUGCGGCACUAUGAGAGCCUGCUUCGCAAGCAUAACAUCAAGUUCGAUCCUCUCCACACGCCUGCUACAGACCGUAGGUCUGCUAGCGAGGGUGAGCGAGAUGAAAUUCCAGAGGGUACUCAGUCGGAAGGUGCUCUUCCUGGUACGGAUUCUCGCCCGUUGGGAGAAAAGGAACCAGUCAAGUCUAAAUUAUUGAAUAUUUGGCAUGCCAUGAGUCAAAAAACUGUAGAUCCCGAGGAAGAUGACGGAAAUGACGGCGAAGACGGUGGAAACGACACCGGGUUCCUGCACGACAACGACGAUGUGCGCCACGCCGUGAUCAAGAAGGCAUGGAACCAUAUGUUUCAAGGCAAAAGCAAUGACCACCUGUUAUUCGGUUCACUGGCAGGUAAUGUCGACGACCUUUCUGCUUUGCACCCGACCCAGGUACAGAUCUUCAGGUUGUGGCAGGUCUACUUGGACAACGUAAAUCCUCUUCUCAGAGUCACGCAUACACCCACCCUUCAAACACGUAUCAUUGAUGCUGCUAGCGAUAUCGCCAAUAUCAAUCCCAAAUUCGAAUCAUUGAUGUUCAGUAUCUACUGUGUCUCCAUUCAAAGUCUCACAGAUGGUCAAUGCAGCGCCUUAUUCGGAUCUCCCAAAAGGGAUCUCUUGACGGCGUAUCAGGUUGCAUGCCAGCAGGCGUUACGCGGCUGUUUUAUUCUGCGCUCCAGUGACCGGGAGUGCUUGACCGCAUUGUAUCUCUAUCUAGUAUCGAUCAGACCGGACACGGACCCUGCAUCUCUGUCAUCAAUGCUUAGCGUUGCAAUGCGAAUCGCUCAGCGGAUAGGUAUUCACAAUGAGUCAAUGUACGGUAAAUGCUCUGCCCUAGAGGCGGAGAUGCGUCGGAGACUCUGGUGGUCGCUCGUCGUCUUUGAUAAUCGCAUCUGCGAAAUGUCCGAUUACAAAACCGCGUUGCUGGCUCCUACUUGGGACUGCCACGUUCCUCUCAAUGUGAGUGAUUUCGAGCUUCAACCGGAGAUUAAAGCCCCACCCGCAACAAGCAACAGACCGACGGAGAUGCUCUUUGCUGUUGUGCGCAGUGAGCUCGCCGACUUUGUCCGUCACAGUGCCUUCCACCUUGAUUUCAUCAAUCCGCUUUUGAACACGAUGUCUUCUCGAUCUACCAGUGUAGACGAGGCGGAGCAGCUUUUGGUGCUGGAGAAGACACUAGAUGAAAAGUACUUGGCCUUCUGCAACCCAGAGAACCCACUGCACUUCAUGACGAUCUGGACAAUGCGGGGGUACAUAGCUAAGAAUCGUCUCUUGCAACACUACUCCCAAUACUCGACGACCACCAUGCAGACAGACACACAGCGCAACGUGGGAAUUUCCCACGCCCUGCGCAUGCUGGAGUGCGACACCAACCUCAUGACGUCGCCUCUCACCAAAGGAUACCUGUGGCUUGUUCACUUCCACUUCCCCUUCCCCGCGUACAUUCACCUGUUGCAGGAUUUGAAAAAGAGGCCCGUCGAAGAGCAUACAGACCAGGCGUGGGAGGUCAUGAGCAACAACUACGAGGUCCGGAUCAUGGAUGCCAAGGAGGAUGACCGCCCCUUGUUCGUCGUCUUCUCUCGCAUUGUCCUUCAGUCUUGGGAGGCGCGUGAAGAGGUAGCCAGACAACAGGAGACGCCUCUGGUACCACCACGUAUUGUGUCAGAUAUCCGGAACAAAGUGAUGCAGAUGAUGUCGAAUUUCGGACAGGAUUCGGACACAGUGGAGCCUGGUGGUGCCUCGAGUGUCAAUGAGGAUAACCUAUCAAUGCCCCUGCAGAUGGAUUUCAAUUUGCCUGGGAUAGGGUAUGGCCCUUGGGGGCAGGCGUCUACGAGUUUGGGACCGUGGGGAUACCCUGAGAUGCCUGAGCUGAGCUCCAUGGACAUGGAUGCGAAUCAGUUUGUUUUGAACUAG